Messenger RNA from Limanda limanda (common dab), 1707 nucleotides. It is a transcript of the gene lmod2b, whose product is annotated as leiomodin 2 (cardiac) b. Bases 1 to 1707 code for a protein of 568 amino acids. Gene Ontology annotation, molecular function: tropomyosin binding. The record is from RefSeq and is a predicted model, not a curated record. Gene Ontology annotation, cellular component: striated muscle thin filament; myofibril. Lineage: Eukaryota; Metazoa; Chordata; Actinopteri; Pleuronectiformes; Pleuronectidae. Gene Ontology annotation, biological process: pointed-end actin filament capping; myofibril assembly; muscle contraction. The transcript has 6 exons.
AUGAGUUGUUUCGGAUACAGACGAGAGCUGAGUAAAUAUGAAGAUGUGGACGAGGACGAGCUUCUGGCUUCCCUCAGCCCCGAGGAGAUUGCCGAGCUGGAAAAGGAGCUGGCGGACAUCGAUCCUGACGCCAACGUGCCCAUCGGACUCAGACAGAGAGACCAGACGGACAAGACCUCGACGGGCACCUUCAGCAGAGAGUCCCUCAUGAACUACUGGGAAUCCGAGACACGUAGACUGCUGGAGGACGAAAUUGGUGGAGGAAGCCCCAAACUGGAUGAAGAACAGGAGGAAGAAGAGGAGUGUGUGACAGAAGAAAACAGUGAAGCAGAGGAUGAAAAAGAUGAUGAAAAUGAGAAAGAACUGACAAAAUAUGAAAGGAAGGAAGAAGAGGAGGAAGAACAGAAUGAUGAGGAUGAUGAAGAAGAAGAAGAAGAGGAAGAAGAAGAAGAAGAGAGUGAGGAAGAGGUGGAAGCUGCAACAGAGGAGGAGGAGGAGGAGGAGGAAGAGGAGGAAGAAGAGGGGGAACAAGAAAAUAAAUCAAAACUUGAACCCUCAAAAGAUUCUGGGACGUCAUGGGCAGAAACCCCAAAUCUACUAAAACCUCAGAGGGUGGAGCCUGUUAGACUGACUCCUCCCCCUCCACCCGCUGACCCCAACGCGACCGGAAACCCAACUGUUGUUGACGAAGCUCUGCAGCGAGUCCUGAGCAACGAUCCUGAACUCACAGAGGUCAAUCUCAACAACAUUGACGACAUCUCAAAGGACAUCCUGAUCCGAUUUGCUGAAGCCCUGUGGUCCAACACACACGUGCAGAUCUUUAGCCUCGCGAACACUCACGCCGACGACGCCGUGGCCCUGGCCACCGCCAAGAUGCUGAGGGAGAACUCGUCCAUCACCAGCCUGAAUAUAGAGUCCAACUAUGUGACUGGAAAGGGCGUAAUGGCGCUGGUUCAAGCACUUCCAGGAAACAACACCCUGACUGAGCUUCGGUUCCACAACCAGAGACACAUGUGUGGAGGACAGGUGGAGAUGGAGAUGGUGAAGAUUCUGAGGGAAAACUGCACCUUGAUCAAGCUGGGAUACCAGUUCAACCUCCCUGGUCCCAGGAUGAGCAUGACUGGGAUCCUCACCAGGAACCAGGACCGCAAGAGACAGAAACGUCUGCAGGAGCAGAGACAGCAGCAGCAGCAGCAGGGACAACAAGGGGGGGCAGAGGGAGCCGUCAACCCCCGGACCACUGCACUAAGAGGAACACCUAGUUCAUCACCCUACAGCUCACCUUGGUCCUCACCCAAAGUCCCCCGGCGUGACCUGCCAAAGAAGCAGACCCCACCUGCUCCACCUCCUCCUCCACCACCACCUCCUCCGCCACCUCCUCCCCCGCCACCGCUCCCGCAAAAAGAGAAGACGAAGCCCACCAGGAUGAUCGCGGAGGUCAUCAAGGCGCAUGAGGCGGGCAGCAAGAAGUCGACCAAGGCCAAGGGGAAGAAAGGCAAGAAGGGCAAGCAGAAAGAGGAGACAAGCAGCAUCCUGACGGAGCUGAAGAACGCGCUGAGGCCCGUGCUGCUGGAGAGGAGGGGGGCGGAGGAGGGCAGCCGGCCUUCCACGCCACUGAGGUCAGCCCACGACCAGCUGAUGGAGUCCAUCCGCAGCAGCGCCAUGUGCAACCUGAAACGGGUGGAGGUGCCACCUCAUCUACUAUAG